Molecule: messenger RNA, 4039 nt
Organism: Drosophila obscura
Lineage: Eukaryota; Metazoa; Arthropoda; Insecta; Diptera; Drosophilidae
Gene: bnl
Product: rho GTPase-activating protein gacF
Exons: 5
Coding region: 952-3285 (777 amino acids)
Biological process (GO): positive regulation of protein phosphorylation; regulation of cell migration; positive regulation of gene expression
Cellular component (GO): cytoplasm
Molecular function (GO): growth factor activity; fibroblast growth factor receptor binding
Source: RefSeq, a predicted model, not a curated record
CCGAAGCGGCAACAAAAAUACAAAAAGCGGAGGGUUCCGCAGUCGCAGUAGCACUCGAAGUCCGCCCGAAAAUAUCCGCAGCUAAAAAUUUUCGAAUAUUUGCCACCAAUAUCCAUCGAUCGAUCUACCAUCCAUCGCGGCGUGUUCGCGUUCUCCGGUUUUUCCUCAUUUUGUGAAAAUUGUGUGCUAUCCGGGAAAAAGCCAAACACUGAAAUCCCCGCAACGGACGAAGGAAACAAAAGUGUAAUUUUGGAGUAAAAAGCAAUAGAAAAUAUUGAAAAAUAUCCGAGUGUUGUGUCUGAUCUGUCUCGAAAAUGAGAAAAUUGAAAGAUUGCAAGAAAAUGUUGAAUUGUUGCUGCAAUAAAUAAAUUCUUGCAAAUUGUUUAAAGUGCUUUAAAGAGUGCAAGAAAAACCAACAUCCAAAAACCAACGCGUUAAAAAUACAGAAUCGUAAAACUCACAAAAAAAGUAAAAGAGAUAAACAUAAAAAAGGCAGGAAGCGAUGCCUAUUCCUUCUGACAUGACACGAAAGUCAUUGCAUAUGAUAAGAUGCAUUAUCAGCGGGGAAGACGAAGAUGAAGAUCCGCAAUUGAAAAGUGUUCAACGCGUCUACGAUAUGAUAACCUAAUUUCCAUUGAAAAUCAUUCAAACACACAGAGAGAGAGACUCGCCUCUAAAUAAAACUCAACGAUAAAAAACAAAACCCAAAAAAAAAACAACGAAACCAAAACGAAAGUAAAAAAAAGGGAAAAAAAGAUUUCUUUAAAGCGAAGGGGCGUACGUUUCAUAUGUUUCAAGGGCGUGGCGCCCAAACAAACUAUAAACAUCCACACAGGGGAGCGGAGAGGAGAGGAGCAGAGAAGAGCGAACAAGCGAGAGGUGAAAUAUAAACAUUGAGAGGAGGAGGAGCAGAAAAGACUCUUGUGAAAUUCCCUUAAGUUGUGAUCUUUGAUGCGAAUAAACCUGCGCUUGGACUGGAGGGCCCUGGCGCUGCUGGGCGCCCUCCUUUCGUGUCUCAUUGCCUGGCAGGGCUGUUUGGUAUUUGCGAUGCCAAUGGCAAUAACAACGAUAUCGAACCAACAAAUAAACAACACGAACAACAGCCAUUCAAAUAGUACUCGGUUUAGUAAUAGUAAUUAUCUACAAAGUGAUCAUAGUCGUAGUAAAUUAGUGAGUGUAAUAAAUCAAACAACAAAUCAAAGUAUUAAUGCUGAAUUUAAUCAGAGUUUAACCAUGCAAUCAACUGCCAUACAAACAACAACAACAGAAGAAACAACAACAAUAGAAGAAAGAGAAACAGAAACCACAUCACAAUCCUAUGAUCAGCAGCAGGAUGAUGAUGAUCAAGUGGAGGAACCGCUGGGAUUUGUCAUCUCUGCGGCAAGUCCAAGCGAACAUCUAGCGGUGCUAUCGCGCACCGAAAGGAGCAUCAGACAUCAGCAGAAAAAGCAUCAUCAUCCGCAGCAUCAUCAACAUCAACAGCAACAGCAACAACAACAGUCCCCAUCGGCUGAUAAUAAUAAUUUCAUUGGUUCGAAAUCGAAAAGACUGAAUAACUCUAGAAAUAAUCUAAACAUAAAUAGCAGUAACAGUAACAGUAAUAACAAUAGUCCCAUCAACAAUCUGGAUCGUAAUGAACGCUCCACUGUGCCACAAUCGCAUCUGGCAUGGACCUCCCGCAAGAUCCAGUUGUACAUCAAAAAUCGCAUACUCCAACUGCUGCCCGAUGGCACUGUCAAUGGGACCCAAGACGAGCAGAGUGAAUACACGAUUCUCCAGCGCUCCACUGUGGAUGUGGGACGCAUUAAGCUGCAGAGUGUGGCCACAUGCCUGUAUCUGUGCAUGGAUGCCUGUGGCGCUGUCUAUGGCUCGCUCUUCGAUUUGUUGCAGAAAGACUUCACCGACGACUGUGUCUUCAACGAGAACAUGGGCCUGCAGAACUACAACACAUACUCCUCCACCUACAACUCGAAUGCCCGAAGGGUCUACUACUUGGCCCUGAAUCGUCAUGGCGAGCCCCGGCGGACACAGAUCCCGGCCAGCCGUUCGCUGGGCAAGCUAACCACCUACACGAAUGCCAUCACGGAGACGGUGCCGCAAGAGCGUGUGGAGCAGUUGAUAGCCAAGAAUUUUGGGGCAAAUCGCAUCAAGCAUGGCGUACGGCAACUCUGUGAUACGGGCAAGCCGCUGAUUGAAUUGAUUGAUGCGGUGAAUUUCAAGAAGCCACCAGAGUGUAGCAGCAGCAGUGGCAGUAGUAGCAGCAAUGGAAGUGGCACGAGUGGCACUAGCAGCAGUGCGAGUGCUGCCAUCACCACUAGCUGUGGGGGAAGUAGCAGUUUGUUGUGCCCAGGCACAGGCACAGGAAGUGCAAAGCAAACUGCUACUUCCUCCACAACUGGCAGAAAUAGUGGCAUUGCAGUGCCUGUGCAUGCGGCCAGUGCCGGUAGCCUGAUUAGUAUUAGUAACAGUAGUCAAAGCGAGAGCGGCCAUAUUAGCAGUAGCAUUAGUACUAGCACUAGUAAUAGUACCAGCAAUAGCAGUAGCAAUAGCAGUAGCAGUAGCCAUAGCAGUUCCCUGCAUCCCCCUCCGCAUCUGCAUCCAAAGCAGAACAAAAAGAAGAAGCGACGCAUGUGCAAGCUCCACGAAAGCGAGGAGCAGCACAAUUGCCCAAAGCGACCCGCGGGCGGUGCUGGAGCGCUGAGAAAGCGCGGCCCCAAGGCACAGCGUUGCAAGGAGCUGCGUGACAAGGCGGCGGCAGAGGGUGGUCCGCCACCCAACUGUGGCAAGAAGAAUGGUGCAAAAAAGAAUGGAGGCGCAGCAGAAGCAUCCUCGUCCCUGCCCAAGGCCGUCCAUCAGCGUCCGCGAACGGUCAAUGGCCAGCCGGGUGGCAAAAAGAAGCCACCGAAGGGCGGCAAGCAGCGUCCGAUGGUAGGCAAGAAGCAACUGCAGCAGACCAGAGGGGCAGCAUUGAACGGUGGCAAGCAGCGCAAGCAGCGUCCCGGCACCACGACGACGAUGGCCACCAGCCUGGCCACGCCCUCCGACACCCACUGGGAGAGCAGCUCCCCGCUGCCAUCGAUGGCGCUAAGCGAAACCAGCGAUCGGGUGGAGCGAAAUGUCCGCAUGAGCAGCGUGGAGGAGGAGCAGGACGAGGACGAGGGAUCCCUGGAGGAUGCCAGCUACGAGGAUGCCACAUCCGAGGCGCAUGCGCGCAGCGGUGGCGGCGCCGCAGCAGGCGAUGAUUCGCUGUACUACGAUUUCGGACCAUUGUCCCCCCAGCGAUGAUACCCCCAUAAACACACACACAUGAUGAAUAUCAAAAUGUAUUACGACGGAGUCUCGAGUAUUUUAUAAGAACGCCCCAAAAAAUUGGAUUAGAAUUACCAUCGAAAUGUACGAUAAAUUGCACGCUCAUCCGACAACAGAACAGAACAGAUAUGUAUAUGUAUAAUCGCAGGCCAUAACACCAGAUCUAAUAAGAGAAAGUCUAUUGAAAUACUUGAGUCUCUUGAAGAACGAUGAAAAAAAUACUCAAAAAUACGACCACAUUGAAAACAAUAACGAUAACUUGCAGAGUACGCUUUAAAUCAUUUGAAUCGUUUGUAAUCGCUGUUAACGAAGCUGAGAAAAUUUCGAAUAUGUUGAGAGAACCUUCUUGUACAUAGAAACACACGGUUUUAGUCCCUAGGUUAAGUACUAUGAAAACGAUUAAAAAAAAACUCACAAAUCACAAGAAUUGUAUUUUUAUUUAUAAACAUUUUGAGCAAAACAAACUAAUAUGUAUGUAAUUUAUAUUUAUUUUCGAAUCGAUCGAUCGGCCAGAGAUAAGCGUGAAAUUAUAGCCAGUAGUUUUUUGUAUGUAAAAAUUGAGUUAUUUAUUUAUUUGCAAAUACUAUUUAUUUAUAGACUACUAGAUUAAGUUUCCCUAGAACUAACAGAUCUUUGUUAUACUUAAAAAAAACGUUUCCAUCUAAGUGAGUAGAACGAGAAAAGAGCAUGAGAAAGCAAAGCAAAACAGAACUAAACAAAAUAAAAUUAA